Theileria parva strain Muguga is the source of this 492-nucleotide messenger RNA. RefSeq lists its product as hypothetical. The transcript has a single exon. Lineage: Eukaryota; Apicomplexa; Aconoidasida; Piroplasmida; Theileriidae. The record is from RefSeq and is a predicted model, not a curated record. Bases 1 to 492 code for a protein of 163 amino acids.
AUGAGCCUAACAAUUAUAAGAUCAUAUAUGGAAAUUCACUACAAGGUUCUAUUGAAAACUUAUAGUGUAAAAUACAAUAUAUUAAAGAAAAUAUGGUAUAAACUUUAUAAUUUUAUAAAAGAUAUAAUAAAUAAAGUUAAUGCGAAUAGUUACAUAUUAUUAGCUAACAUUGAGUAUUUAAAAAAUAAAAACAUGUUUAUUGAUCUUAUAUAUGCUUUAAUAUACAACAGGAAGGAAAUUUUUAAUAUCAUUAAAGUUAUAAUUAAAAAUUUUAUCAAUUUUUUAUCGCAAUUAAUAACAUACUAUUACAUAUAUUUUUUAAAAAUUUUAUUAUCACUUAUGGUAGAAUAUGUUAGAAAAAAUGAUAGACUUUGUUACUUAACUACAAAAGAAAUAUUAAAAUUUAUCAGAACAUAUAUUAGAAGUUUAUUAUAUUUAGGGAAAAUAAUUUUCAUAAUAUUGUUGGUAUUAUGUUGUUCACAUUAUUUAUAA